This is a messenger RNA of Peronospora belbahrii, 2382 nucleotides long. The record is from the annotation of a GenBank genome assembly. NCBI's taxonomy places the organism in Eukaryota, Oomycota, Peronosporomycetes, Peronosporales, Peronosporaceae.
AUGACGGACGACUGUUUAACUCCCAUGGAGACUAUUGAAGGCACACCAAAGCGUACUUGUUUCUUAGCUCCACCAAGUUUAAAACGUAUUGUACUGAAUCCACGGGCUUAUAUGACACCAUUUAUUGGGUUUAUUAUUUUUCAUCAUUUACCCAUUUUCUUGGCCUAUGGACUUAUUGAUAAACCAAAUGAAGGCUAUGACAAUUGCGAUCGAUUGAAAGAACUCUUUUGCUGGCUUUAUAUUUCCUUUCUAUUUCAUCUUAUCCUUGCGAUUAUGAUGUUUGCUGCGGUCAUUUAUACUCUCUCAACUCGUGUCUAUCACGAACGUCGACCUGAGGGAUGGUUGAUUCUCACUAUCUUUAUAAGCUGUUGGGUAAAUCUUGGUUGGACCAUAUAUGGAGAAAUUGAUUUUCGUACAGACACAAGUGUUUGUGGCGAGACAAAUUGGGAACAAGUUCAAGACCGUGCUGACUCGAUUGGGUACUUUCAACAUUUUGAUUUUGUAUUUACACUCUGUAUUAUCAUAGCUGGAGCAUGUACUUCGUACAUGUGUGGCGUACAUAGUGGAGAUAAUGCUGCAGAAGCCGAAAAACGCUGGCAGAAACGUUGUUUAUGUUGUUUUCGUACUUUUAGCUGCCAUAAAACGGUGGAACACGAAGGAGAUGACGAUAUCUUUGAAUCACUAGGACGAGUAUUAGGCAAAUUCUUUGUUGUAAGGUACAAGACAAACCGGUACGAAGGUCUAAGUUUCACUGACUUGAAAUUCAGUUUGGAUCUAGUAUCAAAAGUACAGAAGAAAGAACGAGAGUAUGAGAAAGAAAAGAAUGCAGAGCUGGCAGCUCAAGGUAUUCCCACUGUAGAGCAUUUUGCCCCUGAUGAAGAAGUCAAGCGGCUCAGUGACUUGGCAUUUUAUUGUAGACUGGCUAUUGGGAUUUACGGUUGGCCAAUUUACGUCUGGUAUUCGCCGUGCUACUGGUUUCGGAUCUUUGGGUGCUUCAAAAAACCCGUAGACGACCAAGUGUUUGAGCACGACAACUUUCUGCAUGGUAACCGUGCCAGCUUUGUUAAUUAUACUGGUGUCAAGGAAUCGGAUCUUGUGUACCUUAAUUGUCGCAACUUUGUGUUCCAGGCACCGUACUGCAUUGUCCGAGACAAGCAACGUAAAGAGCUCAUCAUCAGCGUGCGCGGCAGCAUGUCUUUCUACGACUUUGUGACGGAUGGAUUGGCGCAGAUUGUGCGUAUGGAACCCAAUGAGCUCCCGUAUGAUAUUCCUUAUGUAUUUGACACUUGGACGCACUAUGGCAUGCUUCACACAGCACGCCAAAUAUUCAAAGACCUUCAGGAGGGCACCCGAAAGGCUGUUUUUUGGGAUUUUGCGAUGGCAAACUGCUCGGUAGGAAGACUGACGGAUGAUGACGAAAUUGACUGGACGAUUGUGGUCUGCGGGCACUCGAUGGGUGCUGGCGUUGCUUGCAUCCUUGCAGUCUUGCUACGCAAGGUAUUUCCAAACACAAGGGCAUUCUUGUACGCGACACCGCCGCUUUUUGACGCUGAGACAGCAGCUUGGACCAAAAAAUUUGCAACGACCGCAGUGUAUGGCGAUGAUAUCGUGCCACGGUUGUCUAUCUCAAACAUGGCGAAGCUUCGUGACGAGAUGGCUAUACAUUAUGAUGCCGUGGCAAAUGAGCCGCUGUUCAAGGUCAAGUUCGGUAUUCACGGCAAAUUGAAAGACCUGAAAGAAGAUCGCCAGCAACCAGUGGCAGCAGUGGGCCCACGUCAAAGCAGCCGUGAAGUCCUCGGUCACCUUCCCACUGUGCUAGAAAAUAUGCGUUCGAUGAACACUCAAACGACAGCAAUGGAUUCAAGCUCGAGCUCUGUCGUCAAUUCGUUUACCAAUGGCUCACCAACGCCUACUGAUGUGUGGAACUCGCGUCAUAGUCUCAUAAGUCGUCCUUCUCGCAAUCUUAGCAACGCCACCAUGAUCACACUUCCACAGGAAGACUCGACACAAGAAGUGGAUGUACCCGGUGAGAUUGUUCACAUCCAGACUGUAAAAAUGGCGCGUCGCUGCGGGUGUACAAUGUUUCUAGGCGAGCAGAAGUUGCAGUAUACACUACGCGACGCAAGUUAUUUCCGCCGUAUCUGGGUCACACCGCGCGCACUUCAGGAUCACAUGGUACACCACUACGAUCGGACUAUCCGGUAUCUCGUGAACAAGUGCAUGGACUUUGAGACACCCGUGGCAGCACACCGUCCUAGUGCAAGUGAAAGUGUCAGUGCAAGUGCUACAGACUCUUGGGUUGAUGAUACCGAUCAUUGUGAUAAAGGAAAGAGUCCGAGUACACCUGAAAUCAGCUACAAUGAGCUUGCACCUAUUGUAUAA